AUGGCGCAUCCACGAGCCCGUUUUUUCCUAUCGACACGACCGUACCUUUCAAGACGAGCACUUUGGAACCCGGCGCUUGUGCAAUCUGUACGAAACCCUUGUGUCGCAAGAUGUCGAUUACAAAGCACCAAUGUCGGUGUCCAGCCGCCGUCGCCGAAGAAUAAUGCUGUCCCCGACGAGUCGUCCCCAGACCUGUCGCAUUUGGACCCGCCUCCAGAGGACUACUCCCGAUUCAUUUUCCAAGAUAAAUGUCGGGUUACAAUGCACGCUGGAUCUGGCGGCCAUGGCUGUGUCGCCUAUCUCCGUGAGAAAUACGUCGAGGAGGGACCACCGUGCGGUGGCGAUGGCGGCAGUGGAGGAGGCAUCUACAUACAGACCGUUGAGGGAUUGACCAGUCUCCACAAACUGGCACGCCGAGGUGUCAUCAGAGCUAGCCGGGGUCGAAAUGGCCAGGGCAAAAGCAAAGGCGGGAAACGAGGAGAUGACGUGCUUAUCCAAGUUCCCGUUGGCACUGUGGUGCGAGAAGUGAGUCGCUACGACCCGGUUGAGGAGGCAUGGGCUCGCAUUCAGGAGGCCGAGGAAUCAGCCCUGAACUCCAAGGAAGAGAAGGAGGUCUGGGGUAACCCUGAUGACCUUGAAGCCGAAAAUGAAGAAUUAGAGGAGGAGCCGGAAUACAAUCCCAUUCAACACGACCGUUGGGUGCUACAUCCAUCAUCAAAGCCAUCCGAUUUCCUGAUGGUGCAAUUCCCAAAAUCAUACCCGCGCCGACAAAAUAUAGCAGCCAUGGAACCCAAGGGACCGAUUUGGCUUGAUCUCUCAAAGCCCAUGGAGAAGCCUAUGCUUUUGGCUGCCGGUGGUGCUGGCGGAUUGGGAAAUCCGCAUUUCUCCACACGCACGAUGGGACGACCCAAAUUCGCAUCCCGCGGAGAAGGUGGAAUGAUGCUGGAGCUCGACUUUGAGCUCAAGCUUCUGGCAGAUGUUGGACUGGUCGGCAAGCCUAACGCUGGCAAGAGUACACUCCUACGCUCCUUGACAAACAGUCGGACACGGAUUGGAAACUGGGAGUUCACCACCCUCUCCCCCCACAUCGGUACUGUGAUUACCGAUGACAUGAAGGGUCGUCCACUCGUAGAGUCGAAGGCCCGUCGCACUCACUUCACUAUCGCCGAUAUUCCCGGUCUGGUGGAGAAUGCCCAUCUGGACCGAGGACUUGGACUCGGAUUCCUGCGACACAUCGACCGGGCUGGAAUUUUGGCCUUUGUCGUUGACCUGAGUGUUGGUGACCCGGUGCAGGAGUUGAAAAAGCUCUGGCAUGAACUCGGAGAGUAUGAGCGAAUUCGCGAUACCGAUCCGGACUGUGGUCCUGAAGAUGAAGAUAGAAUUAUUGAAUGGAAUCCAUUCAAAGAAGAGAACGAGCAAGAAGAACGCCCAUGGAAACCAAACAGUGACGAGCCCGCCCGACUAUCACCAAAUGCAAGCCCCGAUGGGACCUUACCGCCCCUAGCUAUGCCCCCGGUGCAUAUGAAGCCCUGGUUUGUCGUGGCUACCAAGGCAGACUUGGAAAACACACAAGCUCAGUACCGUGCUCUGCAAGAGUAUCUGUCUGGUGUUCAGAACGGGUCGAUUGAACACCCAUCUGGUCAUCAAAAGGGAUGGAAAGACAGAGUGUGCGCUGUCCCGGUCAGUGCGAAACAAGGUGAGGGUGUAUCUCGGAUUCCUAAGCUGGUGAUGGACCUUCUGGAGUGA
Messenger RNA from Penicillium salamii, 1746 nucleotides. The record is from the annotation of a GenBank genome assembly. NCBI's taxonomy places the organism in Eukaryota, Fungi, Ascomycota, Eurotiomycetes, Eurotiales, Aspergillaceae.